Messenger RNA from Sorex fumeus (smoky shrew), 6910 nucleotides. RefSeq names its product synaptojanin 2 (gene SYNJ2). The coding region runs from base 18 to 4241 and encodes 1407 amino acids. Lineage: Eukaryota; Metazoa; Chordata; Mammalia; Eulipotyphla; Soricidae. The record is from RefSeq and is a predicted model, not a curated record. Gene Ontology annotation, biological process: phosphatidylinositol dephosphorylation; synaptic vesicle endocytosis; brain development. Gene Ontology annotation, cellular component: perinuclear region of cytoplasm; presynapse. Gene Ontology annotation, molecular function: RNA binding; phosphatidylinositol-4,5-bisphosphate 5-phosphatase activity. The transcript is spliced from 27 exons.
GGCAGGCGGCGGUGCCCAUGGCGCUCAGCAAGGGGCUGCGGCUGCUGGCGCGGCUGGACGCGGCCGGGGACUGCAGCGUCCUGCUGGAGGCGCGCGGCCGCGGGGACUGCCUGCUCUUCGAGGCGGGCGCGGUGGCCACGCUGGCCCCCGAGGAGAAGGACGUGAUCAGGGGCCAGUAUGAGAAGCUCGCCGACGCCUACGGCUGCCUGGGGGAGCUCAGGCUGAGGGCCGGCUCCACGCCGCUGAGCUUCCUGGUGCUGGUGACGGGCUGCACGUCGGUGGGCCGCGUGCCCGAGGCAGAGAUCUUCAAGGUCACGGCCACCGACUUCUUCCCGCUCCAGGGCGAGACGCGGGAGGACGAGCGCCUGGCAGCCCUGAGGAAGAUCCUCAACUCGGGCGUCUUCUACUUCGCGUGGUCCAACGAGGGCUCGAGCUUCGACCUCACGGUGCGCGCCCAGAAGCAGGGGGACGGCUCGGACGAGUGGGGGAACUCCUUCUUCUGGAACCAGCUGCUGCACGUGCCGCUGCGGCGCCAGCAGGUGAGCUGCUGCGACUGGCUGCUGAAGGUCAUCUGCGGGGUGGUGGCCAUCCGCACGGUGUACGCGGCGCACCGGCAGGCCAAGGCCUGUCUCAUCUCCCGCAUCAGCUGCGAGCGCGCCGGCGCCCGCUUCCACACGCGCGGCGUCAACGACGAUGGCCACGUGUCCAACUUCGUGGAGACCGAGCAGACCAUUUACAUGGAUGAUGGAGUUUCGUCUUUUGUCCAGCUCCGAGGCUCCGUCCCGUUGUUUUGGGAGCAGCCAGGCCUCCAGGUCGGAUCCCAUCAUCUGAGGCUCAACCGAGGCCUGGAAGCCAACGCCCCCGCCUUCGACAGGCAUAUGGUGCUCCUGAAGGAGCAGUACGGGAAGCAAGUGGUCGUGAACCUGCUGGGCAGCAGGGGCGGCGAGGACGUCCUCAACAGGGCCUUCAAGAAGCUGCUCUGGGCGUCCUGCCACGCCGGCGACACGCCUAUGAUCAACUUUGACUUUCACCAGUUGGCCAAAGGCGGGAAGCCCGAGAAACUGGAGAGCCUGCUGGGGCCCCAACUCCAGCUGCAUUGCCAGGACUUUGGCGUGUUUGCCAGGGCUGAGCACGGGAGCCCGCGCUUCCAGAAGGGCACCCUGAGGGUGAACUGCCUCGACUGCCUGGACCGGACCAACACAGUGCAGAGCUUCAUUGCCCUCGAGGUCCUGCAUCUGCAGCUCGAGAGCCUGGGGCUGGACUCAAAGCCCAUCGCAGAGCGCUUCGCCGAGUCCUUCAGAGCCAUGUGGUCGCUGAACGGGCACAGCCUGAGCAAGAUGUUCACGGGCAGCCGGGCCCUGGAGGGGAAGGCCAAGGUGGGCAAGCUGAAGGACGGGGCCCGCUCCGUGUCGCGCACCAUCCAGUCCAACUUCUUCGACGGGGUGAAGCAGGAGGCCAUCAAGCUGCUGUUGGUGGGGGACGUGUACCCCGAGGACGCGGCUGACAAGGGCAAGAUGCUCCUGGACAACGCGGCGCUGCUGGUGACCCCCCGGAUCCUGAAGGCCAUGUCGGAGCGCCAGGCGGAGUUCACCCACUUCAGACGCAUGCGCAUCGCCAUGGGCACGUGGAACGUCAACGGUGGGAAGCAGUUCCGCAGCAACCUGCUGGGCACGGCCGAGCUGACCGACUGGCUGCUGGACACGCCCGCGCUGGCCGGGGCCACAGAGUCACAGGAUGACGGCAACCCUGCUGACAUAUUUGCUGUGGGCUUCGAGGAGAUGGUGGAGCUGAGUGCCGGGAAUAUCGUCAACGCCAGCACCACCAACCGGAAGAUGUGGGGCGAACAGCUUCAGAAAGCCAUCUCGCGCUCUCAUCGGUACAUUCUCUUGACCUCGGCACAGCUGGUGGGCGUCUGUCUGUAUAUCUUUGUGCGUCCGUACCAUGUCCCCUUCAUCAGGGAGGUGGCGAUUGACACGGUGAAGACGGGCAUGGGCGGAAAGGCCGGCAACAAGGGGGCCGUGGGCAUCCGCUUCCAGUUCCACAGCACCAGCUUCUGCUUCGUGUGCAGCCACCUGACGGCCGGCCAGUCGCAGGUGAAGGAGCGGAACGAGGACUACCGCGAGAUCACGCAGAAGCUCAGCUUCCCCAUGGGAAGAAACAUUUUUUCUCACGAUUACGUGUUCUGGUGCGGCGACUUCAACUACCGCAUCGACCUCACUUACGAGGAAGUCUUCUACUUUGUGAAGCGCCAAGACUGGAAGAAACUACUAGAAUUUGAUCAGCUGCAGCUGCAGAAAGCAAACGGAAAAAUUUUUAAAGACUUUCACGAAGGCGCCAUCAACUUUGGACCCACCUACAAGUAUGACGUCGGCUCGGCUGCCUACGACACGAGCGACAAGUGCCGCACCCCGGCCUGGACCGACAGGGUGCUGUGGUGGAGGAAGCGGCUCCCUUCCGACCGCACCGCUGCAGAACUGAACCUGCUGGACAGCGACCUCAAUGCUGACCCCAGUGUCCAGCACACCUGGUCCCCCGGCGUCCUCAAGUACUACGGGCGCGCUGAGCUGCAGGCGUCCGACCACAGACCCGUGCUGGCCGUCGUGGAGGUGGAGGUGCAGGAGGUGGACGAGAGCGCGCGUGACCGGGUGCUCCAGGAAGUGUCCUCCUCCCAGGGGCCCCUGGAUGCCACCGUCGUGGUCGACCUGCAGUCCCCGGGCUCGGAGGAGAAGGACGAGUUCCCGGAGGACGUGCGUGCCGAGCUCAUGGAGACCCUGGGCAGCUACGGCACCAUCGUGCUGGUCAGGAUCAACCAGGGCCGGAUGCUGGUGACAUUUGCCGACAGUCACUCGGCGCUGAGCGUCCUGGGUGCGGACGGCAUGAAGGUGAAAGGCAGAGCUGUGAAGAUCCGCCCCAAGACCAAGGACUGGCUGCAGGCCCAGGUGCUCCGGCGGCGGGAAAGCGCGGCCUCGAUGUCGCCCACGGCCGGGUCCUGCUUGCUGGAGGAGAGCUUCGACUUCUCGAGCCUGGACUACGAGUCGGAGGGGGAUAUUCUCGAGGAUGACGAGGACGACCUGGGCGACGAGCUGGGUCCGACGGCGGCCCUGGAUGCGGAGCUAGGUAGGGACGAGCCCCCCCAGGCCCCCGGCGAUGAAGCGCCCCUGGGCGGCCGGCCCCCAGCGCUGGCCACGACGCAGCCAACUUACAAAGAUGACGCAGACCUGGCGGUGUUAAAGUGGGAACCGGAAACAUCUGGGGAGCCCCGCCACCGUUCUCCGAGUAGGUCUCUGUCCGUCCCUGGCAGGCCCCGGCCAGCUCCCCCACCGCAGAGACCCCCCCCCUCCACAGCUGGCUUCGUGAAGAAGUCCGCCUCGGACGCGUCCAUCUCGUCGGGCACGCAGGGGCAGUAUUCCAUCUUGCAGACGGCCAGGCUGCUGCCCGGAGCGCCUCAGCAGGCGCCCAAAGCCAGGGCCGGCAUCAGCAAGCCUUACAACGUCAAGCAGAUCAGGACCACCAACGCCGAGGAGGCCGAGGUGGCCAUCCGCUGUCUCCUGGAGGCCAGAGGAGGAGAAGCCCUGAAUGCCACAGUCCCCCAGCCGGAGGCACCCCCGGCGCUGCCCCGCCGGCCGGCACCCAGAGUCCCAGCACUCAGGAAACCCACGUUGCGAAGGACGGGGAAGCCCCCGUCACCCGAGGAGCCCCCCGCAGAAGCGCCUGUCCGGUUCACCGUCGGGCCCCCGGAGACCAGCCUCGACUCGCUCCCCACGGCUGCCGCCCCGCCCAUCCCCAAGCCAAGGACACUGCAGCCUGGGAAAGGGUCGGAGAGAAGGCCGGAGAGGAGGCCAGAGCGGGUCCCUCUGGACGCUCCGCCCCCCGUGCCCCCCAGGAGGAAGAAGUCGGCCCCCGCCGCCUUCCACCUGCAGGCCCUGCAGAGCAGCCCAGAGCUCCUUGGCAUGCUCUCCCAUGGCAACGGGACCCCCGGCCCCACACUUGACAGUUCCCCGGAGAGGGCGUCAGGGGCAGCCUCCGUGCCUGGCCCGCAUCAGGAUCCCUUCUGGAACCUUCUCCAGCAGCCUCGCCUCCCGGGGGACUUUGAGUCCGAGGGCACGGGGAGCCAGCCGACGGCACUGGCGGCCCCGCUGCAGGACACAGGCCCCGCCGACACUGAGUGGCCCCGGGAGACGGUCAGCGACGAGGACCGGAGGACAGUGCUGCAGGCCUUUGACCCGCUGACGGAGACAUGACAGAGACGAGCGUCCCGCGGGCCCCGGGGCGCCUGGCCUCCCCUCAUCCAAAGACAUGUCUGCCUGGUGGACGCUGACGGCACCUUGUCACCACAGCUGUGUCCCGCUCACCGGAGAUGAAUGUCCGACCACUAGAUCCAGCCAGAUCCAACCAGAUCCAGCACGCUGUGCCCAGACUUGUGCAUUUUAAAGCUCCCCCUGGGGCAGGACCCCCGGGCUGGGACUCAGUGCGUGUGGACUGGUUGCAGGCCAGGGGUUCUGAGCUGACAAGGAAGACCCAAGAUCUUGUCUCCUGUUGGCUUUUAAAAGGCUGUUUGAUGGUGUGUGUGUGUGUGUGUGUGUGUGUGUGUGUGCGCGCGCGUGCGUGCGUUGUAGCUUUUUGCGUCUGUUUCACUGGUGUACAGAUUUGGAAGGGCAUUUGGCGGCCCACCUGCAGGCGGCUGCUGAGAGUCGGGGCUGUACUCACAGGUAGGGGACCAGCUAGCGCUGUACCUGCUGGUCCUCCCCGGGGGACACGGAGGUUAGCCAGUGACUGUGCCCCCGAGCCCUUGCCUGGAUGUACCUGAUCAGGAGUGAGUCCCUCGGGCACUGCACACGCUGUUCUGAGCAUCUGGCGUUCACUCGCCCUGACCUGCCGCUGAGUAGAGGUGUCCGAGCCGGGUCUUAGAGCUUAUAACCCACGGGUUCCUCGGAGCCCGAGUCUGGGUCUUCCUGAACCAGCUUUUUUAGGCAGUCUGCUCCCUCCUCAGCUACCCCUCAUGGACCCAUUCUUCCCUUCUCUUCCAAACCCUGUAAAAGCACAACGCAUGAAGCCAGAGCUAUAAUACAGAGGGCGCUACGUGUUAGUUGGAACCCCAGCACCCCGUCUGGGUCCCCCAAGCACUACCAGGGGUAAUUCCUGAGUGCAGAGCCAGGAACGACCCCUGAACAUUGCUGAUGUGCCCCCCUUCCAAAAGAAAAAAGCACCAAAUGUGAAACCUCACGCUGGCACCACUGUUGGGCUCCUUAUUGGGACAAGAAGAAUAUUUGCACUUGGCUCUCUCCCCGGAGGGGAGCUACCCCGUGACUCCACCAAUUAGGACCCGCCAGACUGCGUGUGUGUGUGUGUGUGUGUGUGUGUGUGUGUGUGUGUGUGUGGUUUGCUUUUCGCCUGUAUAUUUCCUAGGUGUUUCCCACACGUCUUCUUGCCUACUUGAUCCUGUACAAAGACAUCGCUAAGCUGUUGAACAUGCUCUCACGAUCUGAGCACUAGGGGAAGGUUGCAUGCUUGCACUGGCACAGUUGUGACGAGUCACAUGCCCUGUGUGGAGUGUUUCCUGCGCCGGGUCACACAGCAGUGACUCUGUCGCCCCUGGUGUGACAGAUGCCCUGGGAAUGAUGCUAACUGUCCCCGGGGCCAUUUCUCACCAUCCCCGACUGUGAAUCUGAGACUCCAGCCCCAGUCAAGCCCUGGUUGCUGUCCAGUCUGAAAACCGGAUUUUAAAGAAAAGUUAUUUGUUAGCAUGGUGUGGAACGGGUCCUGGGCACGGGGGGGCGGUGUGCUCACUCCGCUGUCCCACCCCCCCAUUUCUAAACGACUUUUCUGGCCUUCGCUGAUGAAGACACCUGUCAUGCAUGAGGACCCAAUGUUAUUUUUAACAGGCACCAAGAUCAAGAACAGCAGCUUCCCACGGGUUCAGGGAGGAGCACAGCAAACCACAUUGAUCAUGGGGGAGGCAAGGGGCAUGGAAUUGAAGAUUCCUGGGUCCACGGUUCACACACGCACACGUGCACACACACACACACACACACACACACACACACCCCUCUUUUUCUCCCAUAAAAGGAAGUGGAUCUGGAGGCCAGUAUUUGUACCCACAGGUCCAGAGAUCUGGGGCAGAGGGACACCAUGCCCGUGGCUGGCAUCGCGGGCAGUGAUGGUCAUUGUCUUUGGCCCAGCUGGGUCAUGUCCAGAGAACUGAAUUUCAGUCACAAUUGUCAUGUGUCGCAUGGGAGUGCUCAAGAAUUCAACAGUGUUCGUGCACCGUGGCGAGGGGCAGGACUGAGCAAAGACAGCAGUGCGUGUUUGAUCAGUGAUGUGAUUGGAGAUAUGUGAGGUUCCGGAUAUAAAGAGAACCACUAGCAUUGCCUUAUUUUUUUUCCCAGUCACUGCUUGGCUAUGGGUAGAUUUCUGAGGGCUGCCAUGGCAGUGGGCAUGGCCAGGACUCUGAGCUGAGUGUGGUACGGGCCUUUGCACUGCCAUUCCCGAUCCCUGGGCCUUUGCACUGCCAUCCCUGACCCACCUGCGGGGCAUCGCCUUCUCUACAGGCAACACUUCGCUGCCGAGCAUUUCAACCACUUCAAUAAUGUGCACCCGCCUCGGCGACCGCACUCAUAUAUUCCCUUUGACAGCCUCAUCUUCUUGCCCUAUUUUGUUUUCCAUGGUUCUGGUAAAUGCACGUGUGCAGACAGUGCCUGUAAAUGUUUGGGAAGACAAUAAAACUCUCCAGCCGUGUCUAAGCCGCGUGACAUGCUUGUCUGCUGUGUUGUGGGAGCAGCACCACCGGGACAGAAGGCGCCAGUGUUAUUUAUUGGGCGACUCGCAAUGAAUAAACACCCUCCAUGUUUGAAGUGUGACCACGUAUACAGAUGUUGUGAAAAUACCUAUUAAAUGUUUUGUCUUUUUUAAA